CCUGGAAUUCCGGGCGGGUAGGGCGCCGUGGGAUGAGGGCUGCGGGCCGGGCGGACCCGGCGCCGUCAGGCCGUGCACGGAUGAUCGAGCGCCCUCGAAGAGAUCGGCGAGCACCUGCAGGCAGACGCUCUGGACCCUGGGGGGCCUGUGUGAAAAGCUGGGGCUGCAGGAUGAGGGACGCGUCCGGGUCAGGAGGGUGAAAAUGAAAGCAGGCUGUAGCAUCGUGGAAAAGCCUGAAGGAGGUGGAGGGUAUCAGUUUCCUGACUGGGCCUAUAAAACCGAGUCAUCACCAGGCUCCCGGCAGAUCCAGCUGUGGCACUUCAUCCUGGAACUGCUGCAGAAGGAAGAGUUCCGCCAUGUCAUCGCCUGGCAGCAGGGAGAGUACGGGGAGUUUGUCAUCAAGGAUCCAGAUGAGGUGGCUCGCCUCUGGGGCCGCAGGAAAUGUAAACCUCAGAUGAACUAUGACAAGCUGAGCAGGGCUCUCAGAUACUAUUAUAACAAGAGGAUCCUUCAUAAAACAAAAGGGAAAAGAUUUACUUAUAAAUUUAAUUUCAACAAACUGGUGAUGCCCAACUACCCAUUCAUCAACAUUCGGUCAAGUGGCGUGAUUCCUCAGAGUGCGCCACCAGUGCCAACGGCCUCUUCCCGGUUCCAUUUCCCACCUCUGGACACCCAUUCUCCUACUGGUGAUGUACAGCCAGGGCGAUUCUCAGCUAGCUCCCUGACUGCUUCUGGCUCUGAGUCAGGCAGUAGCUCUGAUAGAAAGGUGGAGCCUUCGGACCUGGAGGAUGGCUCAGCCACUGACUGGCACCGGGGUGUAGAUUUCAUGCCCUCCCGGAAUGCUCUUGGAGGAGGGGUCAGCCACCAGAAACGGAAGCCUGACAUAAUGCUUCCUCUGUUCUCUCGGCCAGCGAUGUACCCUGACCCCCACAGUCCCUUUGCUGUCUCUCCGGUUCCUGGCCGUGGAGGUGUCCUUAAUGUCCCCAUUUCACCAGCCCUCUCCCUGACUCCCACAAUCUUCUCCUAUAGUCCCUCACCAGGCCUGAGCCCCUUCACCAGCAGCAGUUGCUUCUCCUUUAACCCAGAGGAAAUGAAACACUACCUUCAUUCUCAAGCCUGUUCAGUAUUCAACUACCAUCUAAGUCCCCGGACUUUUCCCCGUUACCCAGGCCUCAUGGUCCCACCGCUGCAAUGCCAAAUGCAUCCUGAGGAUUCGGCUCAGUUCUCUAUUAAACUGCAGCCCCCGCCUGCUGGACGGAAGAACAGGGAGAGGAUGGAGAGCAGUGAGGAGUCCACACGUGUGUCUGCACCAACCAGCGUUCCUGUUCCCUCUCGAAUUAAGGUGGAACCCACCUCUGAGAAGGAUCCUGAGAGCCUCAAGCAAUCCCUAAAGGAGGAACACCCUUCAGAGCUGGGCAGCCUGCAGAUCAGGACCAUAGAGGAGGGGAAAGGCACGGUCUUUGCCCAACCCUCUGCCCCACCCACCUGGCCCUCUGUCCCUGUUGGUAUCCCUGGUGAUGAACCCCUAGAAGUGAAUGAAGACAGUGAGGACAGGUCUGACAAAGAGCCCAGUGCACCCGAGAAGAAGGAAGAUGCCCUGAUGCCCCCUAAGCUUCGAUUGAAGCGGCGUUGGAAUGAUGACCCCGAAGCCCGGGAGCUGAGUAAGACUGGAAAGUUCCUCUGGAAUGGGGCAGGACCCCAGGGCCUGGCGGCAGCAGCAGCUGCUGCCGAUGCUUAAAAGUGGAAAGGGAGAUGUUGAUACUACAAUCAGAUACAUACAUGUAUUUAUGUAGCAAGAUUCGGGGGGGUUAAGCUGGUUUGCUCAUCGUGAGGUAUAGACUUGUACUUUUGGGUUGGGGUGGGAUAGGUAUCUUUUGUUGUAAAUUAGGUGGGGUAUGAACACUUUAUUUUUCCUGGUGGUAGGACAUAGGGAGGGUAUUGAACUGAAGAGGGAAGGAGCCUGUUUCCUGUUUUGAGGCUUAUGCUUCCUGACAAGGAAACUCCAUACGGGCCCACUACCUUGUAGUUCCUUGACAGUUCCAAUUCCACAGUUCUCUUUUCUAUUGUAUUUAUACAUAGAAAACCAAUAAUGGGUUUAUUUUGCUUUAAGAGAGAUGAGUUAAAGAGAAAGGGUUAUUAUGGCUAUAAGGUUGGGCAGGGAAGAUGGAUUAAUGAGUAUUUUGUCUGGAAUAUUUAUUGCAGGGGAGGAAUAAGAUAACUCCAGUCUUACUGGAGUACAGACGUUCAAAUGUUUUCGCUCUCAUUUUUUUUCCCCUUUUUAUAAAUUGUUUUCAGGACACAUGAGUGUACUGCCAGUUAUAAUGAGCAGGGAGGGCACAGGAGCUACCCCUCAGCUGCAGGGUUGAGGUGAGAAGCAAACCCUACUGCAAGUUCCUUGGACUUUGACCUACUUCACCUACUAAGAAGCCAUGAGGAGUUGUAAACUCUUGAUCAGGGAAGAAAGAAGAGGACAGGAGGAAGUAACCCAAUGCCUUUAAAACAAAGCAGAUGACAGAAAUGCUCUUCAUUUUCCUUUUUCCAUUGUGGGUUUGGGAAGCCAAACCAAAUAUGACUGAGCAAGUUUUCUGAGAAGCAGGACAGUGCUAUUGGAGAUGUUUUCCAUUGUGUCUGGUUCUCUUAGCAUUUUCUUAAGUCGAGCCUUAACUAUGAACAUAGUUUAAGAUGAUACGGGUCGGUCAACAUAAACCUGUAAAGGGCACAGGCACACUGUUCAGAUAACCCAGGAAUGCUGAGACAUGGUUAAAUUCCGAACUAAUAGUCAUUCCCUCUUGAUGUUACUGGGAUGGGUGGCAAAAAGGUGGGAUUGUGGAGAUGAAACAGAAAGUAGCUGAGGGAACAAGGGUUUUUUGGAAC
Molecule: messenger RNA, 2874 nt
Organism: Nannospalax galili (Upper Galilee mountains blind mole rat)
Lineage: Eukaryota; Metazoa; Chordata; Mammalia; Rodentia; Spalacidae
Gene: Etv3
Product: ETS variant 3
Exons: 5
Coding region: 203-1738 (511 amino acids)
Biological process (GO): cell differentiation; regulation of transcription by RNA polymerase II
Cellular component (GO): nucleus
Molecular function (GO): DNA-binding transcription factor activity, RNA polymerase II-specific; sequence-specific DNA binding
Source: RefSeq, a predicted model, not a curated record